GUUUCUCGGAGAACAUCGUGAAUCGUUAUUAACAUUUUAGAAAUUAUCGUAUUUUUAUCGAUAAAUUUUCUUGUACAUCUCAAAUCAAAAGAUUGAAGCCACAUUUUUAAGUUUUGCUAAUGUUGAGGUAAACGACACAGUUUCAUAAAAAUGGGUGAGCCGUCAAAAUCGGACAAAGGCAAGAUCAGCUUCGUGCCAGCUGGAUAUGAUAGCGAAGAUUCAGAAGACGAGUACAAUAUUAUGCCGUCGACUUCACGUACUCCUUCGUACGGAACGAGCACCGGAUCGGGGCCAGGAUCUGCCUUGUUCCCCGAAUGUUUGGAGGAUGAGCGGAUAAAAAUUGUGCCACACAUUGGCUGGCACGCUGGGCUCCAUGAUCGAGACUUUGAUAUCGACCUGGACGAUAGCAUCGCCAACUGGUUCGAGGGCUUCCGAGAGAAUUUCAAAACCUUCAAGCGGGGACCGAUAAUCUCGAAGCAGCUGCAGAUGUUCUACAUGAACACCCAGAAUCCGUUCCAAUGGGCAUUGAAACUGUUUGCCAACUGUCCGGAUCAUAACUCCGCCAAGGGUAACUCGCUAGCAUAUAUAGUUAUCGAAGAAUUGGCCACCUUCAAGCAGCAUAACAAUCCCCCAACAGAUCAGCUUCUCGAUGAUAACCUACGGAUGGUGGCAUUCAACUUCGUGGCUAAGCACGGCCAUAGCGUGCUUUUCAGGCUGGUGGUGGACACGUUUGAGUUGCUCAAGAGAGCUCAGAUGUUUGUUCCCAAAAUUUGGGGCAUGCUUGAAAGAAAGCAGUACAAAGAGGCCGGCCAGGUGGCGACAGAUUUGCAAUUGUUUGACGAAUUCGACGAACACGCCUUCGUCAUUCCACUUUUCCUACAGGACAAAAUCUCCAUUGCCGAGGACUUUUUGAAGAAGGCAACGCGACUGCAGGAACCUGUCAUAAGGCUGUUGGAUUCAUUUUUUGAUAAAAGAGAAUCUGUGGAAGCUCAUUGUUCCAGAUAUAUUACAACGCACAACGUUACUGAUGUUUACUACAGUAAAUUACACCAUAAACCUUUAAGCAAAUUAGUUCAGAGGCUGGCCAAAAACUUCAACGUCCCUAAAGAAAGUACCCCCAACGUUCAUCGGAUGAAAUCUUUCGGCGCACUUCAAUUUUUAGUGUACAAGCGGUAUAACGAAAAAAGUUUAAAUAAAGAUUCGUGGGAUGAAAUGGUACGUGAUACAGUUUCAAAUCGAGACACUGAACUUCAGCACGAGUUGGUGUACAUGUGUUCCAAUUCCAAUGAUCAAGCGGAAGCUGCCAGAUGGGCCAAACACUUUCGCAUAGAAACAAGAAAUCUUCCAUUGCUAGUCCAGGAUUACCUUGCGCAACAGAAGACUAGAGCGACCCAUCCUUGUCAGACCUUGCCGGACGAGGUUUGGGAUGCAGAUGAAUUGACUAUCAGCAAACAUAUUCUUUCUGUGGAUGAAUCACACAUUCAUUUGGUCGAUUCGCGGGACAAGUUCUACGCCAUGAUAACAGAUCUUGCUCAUCAGUCCAUCAUUGCAUUUGAUUCCGAAUGGAAACCAACCUUCGGAGGGUCCAACGAAUUUGCGCUCAUCCAGCUGGCCACCCGAAAGGAUAUCUACCUGAUAGAUGUGCAGGCCGCCUGGUUGGAGUCAUCUGAUUGGGCUUCGCUUGCCAAAUCGGUGUUCAAUAAAGAGGAUGUGCUGAAGUUAGCUUUUGCUCCCUCCACAGAUAUUGCUAUGUUCCAGAAAGCCCUACCAGCAUUCUAUGGAGCGUACAGCUCCCAGACGCGUUCCACCAUUCUGGAUUUGCAGGACCUGUGGCGAUAUGUAGAAACAGUCCGAAACUUUCGCUUUCCAUAUCAUGAGGAAACCACCAAUCGGAAUCUGUCGAACUUGGUUAAGCUCUGUUUCGGCAAGCAGUUGGACAAAUCGAACCAGUUUUCCAAUUGGGCUCAACGGCCACUCCGUAAGGAACAACUCCUCUACGCUGCCCUCGACGCGUACUGCCUCUUGGAGAUCUACGACUUGAUAGAUUCCCGUCUACAAACAUUGUUGGUUGAUUUGGGUGAGGUUGUGGAUGCGCUUUUGAAUUUGGAAAAUCGGGGUGGCAAUAGGGCGGCACGAUUUGUUGAAAAAUCUGGUCGAACAAACGAUUCACCCUCCGCUGAUGGUGGAGGAAGGUCGCGGAAUCGACGGCAUCGGAGCAAACGUGAACGCGACAUGAACAACGACCCGGGAAAUUCAGGUGGUGGUGAACAGAAACCAAACCAACAGGGAAAAAACAAAUCUAGUGGAUCGUUUGAGUAUCGUCCUGGUCCAAAUUUGAAGUCAGUCUACGUCCAGGAUGUGCGAUUCGUGUGUGACAAAAUGCUAGAAGGAUUGGCCAGGAUAUUGCGCCGCUUCGGAAUGGACACUUUGGCCAUUCAGUUGGGUGAGAAUGCUAACCGCGGCGUUUUUGUGGCAUUGGAGGAAAAAAGGUUUCUUCUGACCAGGGGUAACAAUUUUUAUAAGUUCUCCGAGUACCUACCCCCGGGCCACUGCUACAAGGUUUCAAACGAUCGCGUUGAGGAACAGCUGUUAGAAGUGCUACGCUACUACAAAGUUAUCGUUCGGCAGGAAAACAUUUUCAGCCGAUGUCAACUGUGUAAUUGUGGGCGCUUUUUGACCGCCCGGCCGGAGGAUAUCUACUGUCUAAAGUACGGUACGUUGGAAAUACCCGAUUCAUUCCGGCAAACAUAUAGGAAGGAACAAGUUGUAGAGCCGGAGCGGAUCAAAUUGGACCGUAGUUGGGUAGUGGAUCAGCUAGAGGAACGACACCGUCUGUCUGGGCUAACGGAUGCCGGGGCUCGGAUCGAACAUUCAUACGUGAGCGAUUCGGUGCUGCUACAAGUAGAUGUGUUCUAUAUAUGUGAUGGGUGUGGCCGCUGUUACUGGGAUGGGUCACAUUUGGACAAUAUGCUUGCUGGGAGACUGGCCGAGCUGCUAACACUUGAGUACGAUGACUAAUUACGAACGGUUACCUGAACGUUACAAGUUUGUGGAUGAUAAACAUAUAUUAUAUAUACACUCACAAUAUGGCAAAGCUGUUUUUUUUUCAUUAUAUCAAAUCAUUAGGG
This is a messenger RNA of Uranotaenia lowii, 3128 nucleotides long. RefSeq names its product exonuclease mut-7 homolog (gene Nbr). The coding region runs from base 151 to 3018 and encodes 955 amino acids. The record is from RefSeq and is a predicted model, not a curated record. The transcript is spliced from 9 exons. Lineage: Eukaryota; Metazoa; Arthropoda; Insecta; Diptera; Culicidae. Gene Ontology annotation, molecular function: 3'-5' exonuclease activity; nucleic acid binding. Gene Ontology annotation, biological process: nucleobase-containing compound metabolic process.